Messenger RNA from Dioszegia hungarica, 1299 nucleotides. RefSeq names its product cystathionine beta-synthase. NCBI's taxonomy places the organism in Eukaryota, Fungi, Basidiomycota, Tremellomycetes, Tremellales, Bulleribasidiaceae. Bases 1 to 1299 code for a protein of 432 amino acids. The record is from RefSeq and is a predicted model, not a curated record. Gene Ontology annotation, cellular component: cytoplasm. The transcript has 8 exons. Gene Ontology annotation, molecular function: cysteine synthase activity; cystathionine beta-synthase activity.
AUGGGUGGCGAACCCACACAACAGCACCAUUGGAACGGUGUCCUCGAUUCGGCGCUCGACGCAGUCGGCAACACGCCUCUAAUCAGACUGAGCAAGAUAGCCAAGGAAGAGGGUCUGGCUUGUACCCUUUUGGGCAAGUGCGAGUUCAUGUCAGCCGGAGGAUCAGUCAAGGACCGCAUAGCCAAGCGGAUGGUUCUCGACGCUGAGAAGCGCGGAGUCCUUAUACCCGGCCAAAGCGUAGUCAUCGAACCUACUAGCGGAAACACCGGUAUCGGAUUGGCGUUGGCUUGUGCCAUCAAGGGAUACCAAUGUAUCAUUACUCUACCAGCCAAGAUGAGCUUAGAGAAGGAGGUCAUGCUGAAAGCGCUGGGGGCCGUCAUCGUCCGGACACCGACCGAGGCCGCCUGGGAUAGUCCAGAAUCGCAUAUCGGCGUAGCGCGCUCGCUCGAGAAGUCAAUACCUCACGGGAUCAUCCUCGACCAGUACGCCAACCCCCAGAACCCUCUGGCCCAUUAUCACACCACAUACCCAGAAAUCAUGCACGCGCUCGCCACAUCCGACCUACCCUCAAAGCAUAUUAGCCUCCUGGUCGCCGGCGCGGGAACAGGCGGUACCAUUACCGGCAUAGCGCGUGGAAUUAGGGAUGGCGAAGCCGGGACUGGGAAACGAGCCACGGUUGUUGCUGUGGAUCCGGUGGGAUCGAUCUUGGGAGGUGGUGAGCCGGGCAACUAUGAGGUGGAGGGGAUCGGAUAUGACUUCUUCCCAGAGGUUCUGGACCCGAGGCCGCCUCUGAUCGAUGAGUGGGUCAAGACGGAGGAUAAGGAGUCUUUCGCAGCUACCAAGCGCCUGAUCCGUACAGAAGGGCUCUUCGUCGGCGGCUCAUGCGGUUCCGCCCUGUCCGGCGCUCUCCGCUAUCUCCACUCUCCGGCGGGCCAACACAUCGCCUCCGACCCGACCGCCAACGUCGUCAUCAUCCUCCCCGACGGUGUCCGGAACUACAUGUCCAAGCCCUGGUUCCUGGACCAGAUGGAGGAUGAGGCGAUGGUGGAACUCAAGCAGCAGAUCAAGGGUGUGAUUGGGCGGGAGCUGAGCGAGCCGGGCGUGAUUGUACAGAAGGCGGAAGAGGAGGGCGUGACGCUGCAGGAUGGAGAAGGAGUGGGGCUGGGAAUGGGCAGAAGGGAGAGUGGGGAGAGUAGAGGAAGUGGGACGCUGGUCGGGUCGUAUGCGGACGAGAAGGGUGGGUCGAUCUCGGAGGUUAUGGACAAGCUUGGCUUGGGAACCAAGGGUGCUGCAACUUGA